GAGGUUCUGAUGUGACGCAGGUGUAUUCGUGGACUGAAUACAGGAGCUAAGUGUAGAUUAUCUAUAAGUUUAAAGCAAAUUUGAACCUGACAGCAGAGCUGGGAGGCAUCACCUCUUUGCUUUAACCACACUAGAAGGUGAAAACAAUGGAAGAGUCGUACUAUGAGAACGACUGGGACAAGACCACCAUCUGGACCAGAGCCACUCCACCUCCCCCAUCUGAAUCCAGGUCCAGACGCUGGCUCCUUCCUGGACUGAUGGUUGUGGUCGUGCUGAUUCUGAUCAUAGUGCUGGGAGUUACCAACAGGAAGAUGUCCAAUCGUCUGAGGACUGUGGAGCGGAGCGUUUCCAACCUCAGUGAGAUCAUCCAGGCCCUGAACGCCUCGCUGCAUCACGCUCACGAAACAGCCAAAGAAGUGAAGCAGCUGCAGUUUGCUGUUGAGAACAACAAGGACCAGCUGAUCUCAGUGUCGGAGGCGCUGAAGCAGCUGUCGGUCAUCGACUCACUCCGCAAGAACGUCGAUGCCAUCAAAUGUUCCCUCGAUUGCAUCAUCAACAACAGUUCAGCUACAGGUGCUUGUUGUCCUCUGGGUUGGACUGUGUUUGAAUCCAGCUGUUACUACUUCAGCAGGGAGUCUCUGUCCUGGAACCAGUCCAGAGACUGGUGUGAAAAACAGGAAGCUCACCUGGUCAUCCUGCUCACCAACAAGGAGUGGGACUUUGUGACCAGUAGGACCGUGCCCCAGUAUUACUGGGUGGGCCUGUCUGACUGGAGGACUGGGAGCUGGGAGUGGGUGAACCGGACGCCGUACACAAUGGAGCCCAGGCGGUGGAAACCCGGGCAGCCUGACAGCUGGACUGGACACGGCCUUCAAGGGGACGAAGACUGCGCUAACCUUCACGAUGAUGGACGCCUGAACGACCAGCACUGCUCCACUAAGAUGCUCUUCAUCUGUCAGAAACACAGCCUGAAUGCAUGAACAUACCUGCUGUCCCGGCCCCGCCCACAAACUGCUGUAAACUAAGAAUUUGUAAUGUAACGAUGGCUUCCCACCCUCUGGAUCUCCUGUUCCACAGCUGGUUCAUGAAUGGGGCUCUAUGGAGCUGCAGAACACAAAUGUAGAUUUCAUGAGGUCUUUACCUUACAGCUUGAGGUGGCUGUUGAUGAGAUUUGGAGCCAUAUGAAUAAAAUCGAAUUGAGCUUAAUAGGAAUUGAUUAGAAUAUGGACAGCUGACUCUCAUGCCUGAAGCUACACCUGGAAAUACGCCGCCACUGUUCUGGACAUGGAGAAGAUGCUGAGUGAGAGUAACAUCUCCAACAGGAACCUCGAGCUAACGGUGCUGCACAGAGACGUGUUCACCCUGCAGUGUCGGGGGGCUGACCUCUGCUGUAGCUGUGCUACCUGUAGGCUGUGUUCACAGGAACUUUAGAACUUUUUCCCUGACAACUGUUCUCAUGAGACCAAAAAUGUCUCUCGAGUGUUACCUUCCUGUCUGUAAGGCUGCACUUGGGGUCAGUCUCUGCUUCAUGCUAGGACACUUCAUGGAUUGUAAGAAA
Archocentrus centrarchus (flier cichlid) is the source of this 1558-nucleotide messenger RNA. Its product is annotated as C-type lectin domain family 10 member A-like. Lineage: Eukaryota; Metazoa; Chordata; Actinopteri; Cichliformes; Cichlidae. The transcript is spliced from 8 exons. The record is from RefSeq and is a predicted model, not a curated record. Bases 147 to 980 code for a protein of 277 amino acids.